Molecule: messenger RNA, 1722 nt
Organism: Diabrotica virgifera virgifera (western corn rootworm)
Lineage: Eukaryota; Metazoa; Arthropoda; Insecta; Coleoptera; Chrysomelidae
Gene: PIG-Q
Product: phosphatidylinositol N-acetylglucosaminyltransferase subunit Q
Exons: 5
Coding region: 98-1564 (488 amino acids)
Biological process (GO): GPI anchor biosynthetic process
Cellular component (GO): endoplasmic reticulum; membrane
Source: RefSeq, a predicted model, not a curated record
GCACGUGUCUGUCAAACUUUGAAUGAAGGGAAAAUGUCAUUCAAAAAUUGAAAAAUUGAAUUAACAAAAUGAAAAAUUACUAUUUUGAUAGAUAGUAAUGAGCCAAAAUACUAUUCUGGUCUUUAUACCAGAUAGUCUGGACACUAGAUUAUCUGGUUAUUUAACGGGAAGCAAGAGAAUAGUAAAAAAUUCUGAAGUUUUCUAUAUAACUAGUGAUAAGGCCUCAAACAAGGCUUAUGACCCUUUAGGGUACAUAGGACUCUUACAAGAAUGUGAUAACUUAAAUAAAGACGUUAGUUUAUUGAUAAAUAGUACAAAUAAAGAAAUAUUCCUAAUGUGCGAAGAGAAACAUCCAGUGACUCAAAUAGUUUAUGAUUUUAAAAGGUUUAAGAACUCUGAUAUUCUCUAUCACAGUGCAGAAAACUAUGGAGAGCAUUUUAAGAAUCUGAGUAUAGAAUUGAGGAAACAUGCUCGUUCAGUAUCAGAAAAUGGAAGACAUUUUUUAAUAAACAUUUUAUCCAAAGUUAUCGUAGUACUGAAUGUAUGCCUUAACUUUCUCUCUAGACUGAAUUUGAUAGUACAAAAGUCUUCAACUUUUACACAUUUCGAAGAGAGCUUGAAGACUAUGAAAUGGUUUCUGAAGACAGCUGCAGACCAAAAAACAGUAACUCCAAAAAUGGGGAACGUUCUUAUUGCCAAACCAAUAGAUAUUUUCAUAGGAGUUUUUCUUAUGAGUUAUGUCAUGCAGUAUGAGGAUCAGAUAUUUUUGUUUGUCUACAAUACAUUUGAGGGUAUUAUUUCUAGCCUUAAAGGCCUCUUACUGUAUCUUAUGGGAUCCCCCAUAGGCCUCAAACUCAACUACGGCUUUAACAACUUCUUAGGCCAGUUCUUCUUGUACCACAUUUCUUUGUGGAGGAUAUUUUUACAAGGAGCUCACCCCAUCUUUGUUAGUAACUUUAAAUACUUCAUGUUACCAGGAGCUUUGGGGUUUUCGUACCAGAUAGCUAUGGUUUCUGACCUUAUAGCCAUUGCUACUUUUCAUAGCUACUGCAUAUACGUUAAUGCUGCUAGGAUCUUUAAUUUACAAUUAAAAUGUCUAUCAUCGUUAUGGAGGGUGGUUAUUGGAAGGAAGUUCAAUCCUUUGCGGAAUAGGGUGGAUUCAUGUCAAUAUUCCCACAAUCAGUUGUUUAUCGGAACAUUAUCUUUUACAAUUUUAUUGUUUUUGCUGCCCACUACUGCUAUGUACUAUGUAGUAUUUUCCAUAUUCCGCCUGGUUACACUAUUUAUAGAUCGAUUAUUGUUGGGAAUCAGAACUGCACUUUAUAAUAUACCUGUAUAUUCCAUAUUUUUAUGGAUAUUAAAUACUUCAUCUGUCGCAGGCAACAUCCAUAUUACCUGGAAAAGUUAUGACGAAGAAGGAAAUGUAACGAUAGAAGCAAAAUUAGAAAAACUACCGUUUAUAACGAGCAUUGUAAAAUUUGCACCUGAUUCUGUUAGUACUACGACAAACCAAAGAACUCUGAGAGACAUCUUUCACAGUACUAUUACUGGAACAGUAUUAUAGUAACAAAUAUAGAAUCGGAGAUAUUUGUUACAUUAUGUAAUUAUAAUGAAACUUAUAAAGAAGCUGCAGCUUUUGGUAGAUAGGAGACAAGACAGGAAAUAAAAAGAACUGAAAUUUUGUAAAAAAUUUACACUAAUAAAAAUAUACUAAAGGCCAAA